Messenger RNA from Protopolystoma xenopodis, 477 nucleotides. NCBI's taxonomy places the organism in Eukaryota, Metazoa, Platyhelminthes, Monogenea, Polystomatidea, Polystomatidae. The record is from the annotation of a GenBank genome assembly.
AUGCCGGACCUUUCGUCUGCUCCACGGGGCACAGGCUGCCGACGGGCUCUAAGUUAUCCGGACAGAAGGCUUCUUCACAGCCUCACAUGCAGUUCGCACAUGCCGACCUCGGAGGAGCCGACCGUCCGCAAUGGAGGCCAGACACGAACACGAACACAAACACGAACACGAACACGAGCACGAACACAAACAGUCGACUGGCCUCCAGGUUGGCUGCGCGGUCUUAGUUUGCUGGGAAGCGGCGGUUUACCAGCACUUGACAACUUGGUCGCGUCGUCAGGACUCGACCUCACGCGCUUUGCCCGAAGCAGAGAGGAGCUCGACAGGAAUGGGCCCAGCAUGUUGCCGAAGCCUAACCGGUUUGAGGUCACUGGCGAAACUUGGUCGCGUCGUCAGGGCGGCCUAGAAAAACACAUCUUGUUCCCAGUUUCGGGCUGUGUAGUUGGUACAUUCACGGAAGUUUUGCCGGGUUCGUAG